Messenger RNA from Pogona vitticeps (central bearded dragon), 1092 nucleotides. The record is from RefSeq and is a predicted model, not a curated record. NCBI's taxonomy places the organism in Eukaryota, Metazoa, Chordata, Lepidosauria, Squamata, Agamidae.
CAUUCUGAUUGGGCCGCUGUCUUCCGUCCGCGUUUCCUCCUCCUCCUCCCGCCUCUUCGUUGAGGGGAAGGCGGCUUCUGAUUGGUCAGGCCUUUUAAGAGCCGCGUCCCCCCUUCGAAGGGGAUUGGGUGGUGUCUUUUUCUCUCUUUUUUUCCCCCCUCUAUUUUUUGUUAUGAUGUUUUAAAGUCCCGCCCCCUCCUCCGCUGAGGCGAGACGCUUUCGGAUUGGCCGGCGCUCAAAGGAAAAGGGCGGGGCGAGGAGCUACAAGGGAGGCAGAGGAGCAUGGCCCCCACCAAAAAGGGCAAAAGGAAGAAAGCAGGAAAGCAGAACAGAAAGACUGCGCCAGAUGAUGAACUGCACAGGAAGACAAUGCUGGAAGUGGACACUCUCAAGCAGCACCUUGUUCUUCAGAGAGAUAUUGCCAGGCGAGCAAUGAGUGACAGCGAAAGACUGAAGCAGAGGCUGGCUGAUCUGGAGGAAGAACUGGAGAGGGCUCAAGGAGACAAAAAAGAUAUUUAUGAAGAGAUGAUCCGCCAGUACCAGCACCUUCAGCGCCAGACAGAGACUCAAAUACAGCGGCUAGAAACAGAAAAUCGGAACUUGCAGGAAAAGCUUGCUGCUUGCCAGGAGGAAGCGCAGCAAAGUCGGGCAGACAGAGCAGAGAUACUGGAGGAGAAGCACACCACCCUUGCCGAGAUGCAGCACAAAAUGGAUCAGAUGGAAACGGAAUAUGAAAAAAUACUCCACGCUAGCCUGGAUCGUGUUGUUUCCAAGCUGCAAACCGCCAAGAUCAGCUGGGAGAAGGAGGCUACGGCCAUCCAUCUGGAGUAUAAAGACCAGCUGAAGGAAUUUGGGCUCAACCCGCUGGAGUUCUGAAAGUGCUUUUAUACAACUGAUCUUCCUCCUGUGCAGCCCAGUUUAAUAUUAUCGAUUAACCUGAACUCUGGGAUUGGGUCUUGAAUUUCAGGAGGAGGAGGAGGAAGAAUAAUAAAGCGUGGUGGUGGACCUUGAGUGGAUGCAGAGUGGUUUGUUUGUUUGUUUGUUUUUUGUGAUUGUCCUGGCCAUCCCCGGACAGGGUGAUGUAGUGGUGAG